Oncorhynchus keta (chum salmon) is the source of this 5084-nucleotide messenger RNA. RefSeq lists its product as uncharacterized. The coding region runs from base 4050 to 5084 and encodes 344 amino acids. The transcript is spliced from 5 exons. NCBI's taxonomy places the organism in Eukaryota, Metazoa, Chordata, Actinopteri, Salmoniformes, Salmonidae. The record is from RefSeq and is a predicted model, not a curated record.
UUAAAGUCAGGUUUGAGCAGGGUUAAAGUCAGGUUUGAGCAGGGUUAAUGUUAGAUGUGAGCAGGGUUAAAGUUAGAUGUGAGCAGGGUUAAUGUUAGAUGUGAGCAGGGUUAAUGUUAGAUGUGAGCAGGGUUAAUGUUAGAUGUGAGCAGGGUUAAUGUUAGAUGUGAGCAGGGUUCAUGUUAGAUGUGAGCAGGGUUAAUGUUAGAUGUGAGCAGGGUUAAUGUUAGAUGUGAGCAGGGUUAAAGUUAGAUGUGAGCAGGGUUAAUGUUAGAUGUGAGCAGGGUUAAUGUUAGAUGUGAGCAGGGUUAAUGUUAGAUGUGAGCAGGGUUAAUGUUAAAUGUGAGCAGGGUUAAUGUUAGAUGUGAGCAGGGUUAAUGUUAGAUUUGAGCAGGUUUAAUGUUAGAUGUGAGCAGGGUUAAUGUUAGAUGUGAGCAGGGUUAAUGUUAGAUGUGAGCAGGGUUAAUGUUAGAUGUGAGCAGGGUUAAUGUUAGAUGUGAGCAGGGUUAAUGUUAGAUGUGAGCAGGGUUAAUGUUAGAUUUGAGCAGGGUUAAAGUUAGAUUUGAGCAGGGUUAAUGUUAGAUGUGAGCAGGGUUAAUGUUAGAUGUGAGCAGGGUUAAUGUUAGAUGUGAGCAGGGUUAAUGUUAGAUGUGAGCAGGGUUAAUGUUAGAUGUGAGCAGGGUUAAUGUUAGAUGUGAGCAGGGUUAAAGUUAGAUUUGAGCAGGGUUAAUGUUAGAUGUGAGCAGGGUUAAUGUUAGAUUUGAGCAGGGUUAAUGUUAGAUGUGAGCAGGGUUAAUGUUAGAUUUGAGCAGGGUUAAAGUUAGAUGUGAGCAGGGUUAAUGUUAGAUGUGAGCAGGGUUAAUGUUAGAUGUGAGCAGGGUUAAUGUUAGAUUUGAGCAGGGUUAAAGUUAGAUUUGAGCAGGGUUAAAGUUAGAUGUGAGCAGGGUUAAAGUUAGAUGUGAGCAGGGUUAAAGUUAGAUUUGAGCAGGGUUAAAGUUAGAUUUGAGCAGGGUUAAUGUUAGAUGUGAGCAGGGUUAAAGUUAGAUUUGAGCAGGGUUAAAGUUAGAUUUGAGCAGGGUUAAAGUUAGAUUUGAGCAGGGUUAAAGUUAGAUUUGAGCAGGGUUAAAGUUAGAUUUGAGCAGGGUUAAAGUUAGAUGUGAGCAGGGUUAAAGUUAGAUUUGAGCAGGGUUAAAGUUAGAUUUGAGCAGGGUUAAAGUUAGAUUUGAGCAGGGUUAAAGUUAGAUUUGAGCAGGGUUAAAGUUAGAUGUGAGCAGGGUUAAAGUUAGAUUUGAGCAGGGUUAAAGUUAGAUUUGAGCAGGGUUAAUGUUAGAUGUGAGCAGGGUUAAAGUUAGAUGUGAGCAGGGUUAAAGUUAGAUUUGAGCAGGGUUAAAGUUAGAUUUGAGCAGGGUUAAUGUUAGAUGUGAGCAGGGUUAAAGUUAGAUUUGAGCAGGGUUAAAGUUAGAUUUGAGCAGGGUUAAUGUUAGAUGUGAGCAGGGUUAAAGUUAGAUUUGAGCAGGGUUAAAGUUAGAUUUGAGCAGGGUUAAAGUUAGAUUUGAGCAGGGUUAAAGUUAGAUUUGAGCAGGGUUAAAGUUAGAUGUGAGCAGGGUUAAUGUUAGAUGUGACCAGGGUUAAUGUUAGAUGUGAGCAGGGUUAAUGUUAGAUGUGAGCAGGGUUAAUGUUAGAUGUGAGCAGGGUUAAUGUUAGAUGUGAGCAGGGUUAAUGUUAGAUUUGAGCAGGGUUAAAGUUAGAUUUGAGCAGGGUUAAUGUUAGAUGUGAGCAGGGUUAAUGUUAGAUGUGAGCAGGGUUAAUGUUAGAUGUGAGCAGGGUUAAUGUUAGAUGUGAGCAGGGUUAAUGUUAGAUGUGAGCAGGGUUAAAGUUAGAUUUGAGCAGGGUUAAUGUUAGAUGUGAGCAGGGUUAAUGUUAGAUUUGAGCAGGGUUAAUGUUAGAUGUGAGCAGGGUUAAUGUUAGAUUUGAGCAGGGUUAAAGUUAGAUGUGAGCAGGGUUAAUGUUAGAUGUGAGCAGGGUUAAUGUUAGAUGUGAGCAGGGUUAAUGUUAGAUUUGAGCAGGGUUAAAGUUAGAUUUGAGCAGGGUUAAAGUUAGAUGUGAGCAGGGUUAAAGUUAGAUGUGAGCAGGGUUAAAGUUAGAUUUGAGCAGGGUUAAAGUUAGAUUUGAGCAGGGUUAAUGUUAGAUGUGAGCAGGGUUAAAGUUACAUUUGAGCAGGGUUAAAGUUAGAUUUGAGCAGGGUUAAAGUUAGAUUUGAGCAGGGUUAAAGUUAGAUUUGAGCAGGGUUAAAGUUAGAUUUGAGCAGGGUUAAAGUUAGAUGUGAGCAGGGUUAAAGUUAGAUGUGAGCAGGGUUAAAGAUAGAUUUGAGCAGGGUUAAAGUCAGGUUUGAGCAGGGUUAAAGUCAGGUUUGAGCAGGGUUAAUGUUAGAUGUGAGCAGGGUUAAAGUUAGAUGUGAGCAGGGUUAAUGUUAGAUGUGAGCAGGGUUAAUGUUAGAUGUGAGCAGGGUUAAUGUUAGAUGUGAGCAGGGUUAAUGUUAGAUGUGAGCAGGGUUCAUGUUAGAUGUGAGCAGGGUUAAUGUUAAAUGUGAGCAGGGUUAAUGUUAGAUGUGAGCAGGGUUAAAGUUAGAUGUGAGCAGGGUUAAUGUUAGAUGUGAGCAGGGUUAAUGUUAGAUGUGAGCAGGGUUAAUGUUAGAUGUGAGCAGGGUUAAUGUUAGAUGUGAGCAGGGUUAAUGUUAGAUUUGAGCAGGUUUAAUGUUAGAUGUGAGCAGGGUUAAUGUUAGAUGUGACCAGGGUUAAUGUUAGAUGUGAGCAGGGUUAAUGUUAGAUGUGAGCAGGGUUAAUGUUAGAUGUGAGCAGGGUUAAUGUUAGAUGUGAGCAGGGUUAAUGUUAGAUUUGAGCAGGGUUAAAGUUAGAUUUGAGCAGGGUUAAUGUUAGAUGUGAGCAGGGUUAAUGUUAGAUGUGAGCAGGGUUAAUGUUAGAUGUGAGCAGGGUUAAUGUUAGAUGUGAGCAGGGUUAAUGUUAGAUGUGAGCAGGGUUAAAGUUAGAUUUGAGCAGGGUUAAUGUUAGAUGUGAGCAGGGUUAAUGUUAGAUUUGAGCAGGGUUAAUGUUAGAUGUGAGCAGGGUUAAUGUUAGAUUUGAGCAGGGUUAAAGUUAGAUGUGAGCAGGGUUAAUGUUAGAUGUGAGCAGGGUUAAUGUUAGAUGUGAGCAGGGUUAAUGUUAGAUUUGAGCAGGGUUAAAGUUAGAUUUGAGCAGGGUUAAAGUUAGAUGUGAGCAGGGUUAAAGUUAGAUGUGAGCAGGGUUAAAGUUAGAUUUGAGCAGGGUUAAAGUUAGAUUUGAGCAGGGUUAAUGUUAGAUGUGAGCAGGGUUAAAGUUAGAUUUGAGCAGGGUUAAAGUUAGAUUUGAGCAGGGUUAAAGUUAGAUUUGAGCAGGGUUAAAGUUAGAUUUGAGCAGGGUUAAAGUUAGAUGUGAGCAGGGUUAAAGUUAGAUUUGAGCAGGGUUAAAGUUAGAUUUGAGCAGGGUUAAUGUUAGAUGUGAGCAGGGUUAAAGUUAGAUGUGAGCAGGGUUAAAGUUAGAUUUGAGCAGGGUUAAAGUUAGAUUUGAGCAGGGUUAAUGUUAGAUGUGAGCAGGGUUAAAGUUAGAUUUGAGCAGGGUUAAUGUUAGAUGUGAGCAGGGUUAAAGUUAGAUGUGAGCAGGGUUAAUGUUAGAUGUGAGCAGGGUUAAAGUUAGAUGUGAGCAGGGUUAAUGUUAGAUGUGAGCAGGGUUAAUGUUAGAUGUGAGCAGGGUUAAUGUUAGAUGUGAGCAGGGUUAAUGUUAGAUGUGAGCAGGGUUAAUGUUAGAUGUGAGCAGGGUUAAUGUUAGAUCUGAGCAGGGUUAAUGUUAGAUGUGAGCAGGGUUAAUGUUAGAUGUGAGCAGGGUUAAUGUUAGAUGUGAGCAGGGUUAAAGUUUAUCUCACAGGUCAUCAGUUGUGACUCUACUGUGUGUUUCUGUUUGACAGCUCUGUGUGUUGUGGAGUCAGCUGGCACUAAGGAAGUGGUAGGAGGACAUGUCAUGUUCCGCUGCUCGUUCACGUUGGCAGGAACCAACAACAAAUACUUCUGCAAGGGGACAUGUUCUGGUAAAGACAUUCUGGUUAAAACUAAUGGUAGCAAGAAUGUUACUCAAGAUCGAUACAGUAUAGAAGACAACAGAGAUGGAGUCUUCUAUGUGACCAUCAAGAACCUGAUGAAGACAGACUCUGGGACCUACUGGUGUGGAGUGGAGAGAUAUGGCCCAGACUCAUACCAAGAGGUGCAUCUCACAGUUACAGAUGCUCCUCCCACUUCUACAACCUCACCUGUCACCUCCCGACGCCAUGUCUCCACAUCCCUUCUAAACCUCUCUACAACCCUCCCAAACCUCUCUACAACAUCCGCUAACCUCUCCACAACCCUCCCAAACCUCUCUACAACAUCCGCUAACCUCUCCGCAACGUUUCUGGUAUCUGGAGAUAUCAGUGGUCCCUCUUCAUCAAGAGCAGACAGAGGAGAGGAACCAGGAGAACACCACCACCACCAGUCUCCUCCAACACACAACCUGACCCUACUGGAGAGGUUGACUGUGUGUAUGAGGAGAUCAGAGAGGCAGACAGACAGACAGACACACUCCCUUUGGUCAUUUCAUCAGUCUACUCCUACUGUCAAUUCACCUACAACCUACCCUGCUGACCAAGCCUCUACAACCUACCCUGCUGACCAAGCCUCUACAACCUACCCUGCUGACCAAGCCUCUACAACCUACCCUGCUGACCAAGCCUCUACAACCUACCCUGCUGGCCAAGCCUCUACAACCUACCCUACUGGCCAAGCCUCUACAACCUGCCCUGCUGGCCAAGCCUCUACAACCUACCCUGCUGGCAAAGCAGCUAGCUGCCACAAAGAUGAUAUAAAUCCAAGUUAUUCUACUGCAGAUCACCCAGAUUCUUUCAUCUACUCCAGUGUGGAUCUACCUACAGAAUCUAGAGUCUCCUCAAGUCCUCCAACAGUCAGUGGAAACCAGGAUGAUUCCAUCUAUUCUACAGCCCAGCUACCCAAAGAUACUGUAUAA